AUGGCCAAAAUUAAGCAUCCAAAAUUCCACAAUCCCAUUGAGAAACAGUUUAACGAGAUCAGUAGGUACCAUUAUUUUUUAUUCAUUCUGAUUUUUUCUAGUAAAAUCCCAAUAUUCUGGCACGCAUUGAAUCUCAUCUUCCUGUCACCACCAAUUGAUUAUUUUUGCAAUGGAAAUGCUAGUAGGAAUUUGUGUCCAUGCGACGAUCCUGCCUGGGACAGAAGUGUGUUUGAGGAGACCAUGCAGACGAAAUUCGGAAUAUACUGUGACAACUCCUGGCUGACAAGUUUCUCGCAUAGCAUGAAUUUCGUAGGCCUUUUGAUUGGGGCUCUAAUGUUUGGAUUCCUGUCUGAUAAAUUUGGCCGACUAUCAAUGUUCACAGCCUGUUGUCUUGUGCUCGCUGUAUCUGGAUGUCUUGUGAGCGCAAUGCCUACAAUAGCAGCAUUCACAUUAAUGCGCUGCCUUGAAGGCAUUGGCUGUGGAGGGGCCAUCAUAACCGCUUUUGUUCUCUGCAUAGAGUACUGCAAUCUACGGCACAGAGAAGUCAUUACAGCUUUGUUCCACAUACCUUCAAAUAUCAGCCAUGUGACAUUACCUGGUGUUUCUUAUUUAUUUCGUCAUUGUGAUGAGUUUCAGUUGGCACUGUCCAUUCCUGUUUUUAUUUACUUGAGCUCGUGGUGGCUGGUAAUGGAGUCGCCAAAGUGGUUGAUGGACAAUGACAAGGUGGACAAAGCGAUUGCUGUCAUGCAUCGAUUUGGUGAAAUCAAUGGAAAGCCUUGCGAAAACAUCAAAGAAGAAAUCGAACAGUACUUAGCCCAUCAGAGUAACAAGUCACAAAGGAAAAUGAAGUUCUGGCAAAUAUUCAAACAUAAGAAACUGACAAUUAAUUUAGGAUGCAUGUCAGUGAUAUAUUUUCUCUGUGGUAUGGGUUAUUACGGCGUUUCUCAGUACAUUGGCAAGAUGAGUGGCGACAUAUAUGUUAAUGUGGCGGUGUCUGGCUUUUUACUGCUUCCAGGAACUAUAUCUUCUAUAUUUCUAUUGCAAUUGCUAAGCCGCAGGACAUUCUUAAUGUUAACAAUAUUCUUCUCUGGAUUUUUCAUGAUUUUAGUAGUUUUUAUUCCGAUAAAGCUGCUAUGGCUUAGAGUAAUGCUAGCUUGUAUUUGCAACUGUUUCUUCUUCAUGUCUUUCAUCGUUGUAUUUCUGUACAGCGUGGAAUUAUUUCCGACGUCAGUGAGAAAUUCAACGUUAGGAUUUUUAUCGGUUUUAUCACGAAUCGGACAAAUAACUGCUCCUCUAAUAAAUUCUUUAUCAGAGACUGCGUCGGGGAGUAUUUUUGGUGCGCUUGCUCUUUUAGGAACUUUAUUAUGUUUUAUACUGCCCGAGACAAAGAACGUUGAAUUGCCCUCGUCUUUGGAUGAUACGAGAACAUUAACUCGACGGAAAACUCGCCUGGAAGAAGAUGACUCGUUCAAGGACACAAGAAACGUUCCACUUCCUAUCAUUGAGUAA
Zerene cesonia (dogface butterfly) is the source of this 1509-nucleotide messenger RNA. RefSeq names its product solute carrier family 22 member 8-like. The transcript is spliced from 3 exons. Gene Ontology annotation, molecular function: transmembrane transporter activity. Lineage: Eukaryota; Metazoa; Arthropoda; Insecta; Lepidoptera; Pieridae. Gene Ontology annotation, cellular component: membrane. Gene Ontology annotation, biological process: transmembrane transport. The record is from RefSeq and is a predicted model, not a curated record. The coding region runs from base 1 to 1509 and encodes 502 amino acids.